This is a messenger RNA of Parathielavia appendiculata, 1013 nucleotides long. RefSeq lists its product as uncharacterized. The transcript has a single exon. The coding region runs from base 101 to 634 and encodes 177 amino acids. The record is from RefSeq and is a predicted model, not a curated record. Lineage: Eukaryota; Fungi; Ascomycota; Sordariomycetes; Sordariales; Chaetomiaceae.
UUGAAAGACUCAAUUUACAAUGACCACUGUACCGUCCUGACUCCAUGCUCUCGCCACAAAGUCGAACAAUCGCAACCCGCUGAUCUGUUGACUGCAUUCCAUGCUGGUAUUGUACCUCGGAGUGCCUGCGAUCUCCGGCAGCCAGUGGAAAUCCAGUUAUGGCGCGAGCGAAUUCCGGGCGGGGCAUCGGCAUUCGCCAGCCUCGAGGAUGGAUCCAUGGAUCCGAUGCAAGUUCAACAACCGUCAUCAAGAACUCGUCGUGCGAAAACGAGGUUCACAUUUUCGCAUUCCUGUGGGGUCGGCGUUCGAGUGGUCAAGAAGGGUCAUGACGUGCCCCACGGUCCGCAAGGCGAAUCGCGACCAUGCUCAUGUGGGGUUGGGUUGGAAGGCAGAUUCCGCAGACCAGACUUGUCUGGUAACGUCGCUGCACUGCACAUGUAUCACCAACUUUAAGAUCGCAGCUCGGAUGUUCAGUGUGGUGAAUUACGGGGCCGUAGUUAUCGAUUUAAAUUUGUCGAAGGCGACCUGGAAAGCUGUUCCUGAUUGUUGCUGUUGGGCGGAUUCUUCUUCAGUGGCCGUGAGUGACCCGAAACACAGGGUGGAACCCAGGGGCCAGCGACGUCAGGUCAUCUAGGGUACCUUAUGAUCCCGAAAGAAUAGGGUAGCUCUGUGGGUAUCAUGAUACUUAGGGGGUAUGGAGCACAGAGCUGUAUAGAAGCCAGAGCACAGGAGGAUGGAAGGGGACCUGAUAUGGCGUCAGUCAGGCAAGGCCAGAACGCACCAAGGCUGACACACAGAGAUCUGGGGACAGCACAGCCUCAGACCAGGGCUGGCAUGAGGCUGAUCCAAUGUGGAGCUAACGUUAACCCCUUUUUGGUGCUUGCAAGAGUCCUGUAGUGGGUUCUCGCCUUGGCAAGCCUCAGUCCUGCCCCGUAUCAAUGGAUCCCACCUCGAGACCCUGCUCAGGGCUCCCUCUUUUUCAUCUUGUGAUCUCUUUAAGUUACCACCUAGAA